UCUCUCUGGGGAGAGAGAGGAGGGGACCACUGCCUCUAAAAUGAGUCUCUCUGGGGAGAGAGAGGAGGGGACCACUGCCUCUAAAAUGAGUCUCUCUGGGGAAAGAAAGGAGGGGACCACUGACUCUAAAAUGAGUCAAGACACCAGUUCUAAGUGUGUCCAGAAGCCCAGAGCAGAGUCACCUACAACCAGCCUGCUAUCAAUGAAGAGUGAUCAGCCACCUGCUUUCAGCCAGGAACCAUUACCAGAUGACAAUAAUGAAGUGGAGAGUUUGGACAGUGAGGAUGUAUUAAAGAUCACACACAACCUUCUGGACAGAAGAAGUCAAACUCUGCUGACAGUCCAACAAGAUGUUAAGGCUAAACUGAAACACAAGUAUCAACACAUAUCUGAAGGAAUUGGACACCAUGGAAAUCAAAGUUUGUUCAAGGACAUCUACACAGACCUCUACAUCACAGAGGGUGGAAGUGGAGGGGUCAGUAAUGAACAUGAGGUUAGACAGAUAGAGAUGGCAUCCAAGAAACGAACCACACAAGAGACACCAAUCAAAUGCAACGACAUCUUCAAGCCUUUACCUGGACAAGACAAACCUAUCAGAACUGUGCUGACCAAAGGAAUCGCUGGCAUUGGAAAAACAGUCUCUGUGCAGAAGGUCAUCCUUAACUGGGCAGAGGGAAAAGCAAAUCAGGACGUUCAUUUCAUGCUUCCUCUUCCUUUCCGUGAUCUGAACCUGAAAAAGGACCAAUACAGUCUGAUGCAACUUCUUUCCCACUACUUCUCAGAGCUGAAAGAAAUUGACAGCAUUGAAGAUGGUGAAACAAAAACUGUUUUCAUUUUUGAUGGUCUGGAUGAGUGUCGACUUCCUCUAGACUUCAAAAACAAUGAGAAGUGCUGUGAUGUCACGAAGCCAACCUCAGUGGACGUGCUGCUGACAAACCUCAUCAAGGGGAAUUUGCUUCCCUCUGCUCUACUCUGGAUAACUUCACGACCUGCAGCAGCCAAUCAGAUCCCUCCUGAGUGUGUUGACCAGAUGACAGAGGUACGAGGGUUCAAUGAUCCACAGAAGAAGGAGUACUUCAGGAAGAAAAUCACAGAUCAGAAACUGGCCAAUGAAAUCAUCAAACACAUGAAGACAUCAAGGAGCCUCCACAUCAUGUGCCACAUGCCAGUCUUCUGUUGGAUAUCAGCCACUGUCCUUGAGAUGAUGCUGAAAGAGGCAGAGAAUGAUGAAGUCCCCAAAACUCUGACCCAGAUGUACUCACACUUCAUUCUCAUCCAAAUCAUUGCGAAGAACAAGAAGUACCACAAAGCCACAGAGACAAACGCAAAGGAACUGUCUCAGUCAGACAAAGAGAUUAUCCUGAAACUGGCAAAGCUGGCUUUCCAACAGCUGCAGAAGGGCAACCUGAUCUUCUAUGAGGAGGACCUGAGAGAGUGUGGCCUUGAUGUCACAGAGGCAUCAGAGUACUCAGCAUUGUGUACAGAGAUCUUUAAAGAAGAAUCUGGGCUGUACCAAGACAAGGUCUACAGCUUUGUGCAUCUGAGCAUUCAGGAGUUUCUAGCAGCAGUGCAUGCUUUAGAAUCAUGUCUGGACAAGAAGGAAAAUGUUUUCUCCCCCACUAGUGAUGAUAAAGAGAAGGAGUCAAUCCAGUUGUCUGACUUACACAGGAGAGCAGUGGACCAGGCCUUGAAGAGUGAUGGACACCUGGACCUGUUCCUCCGCUUCCUUCUGGGUCUCUCACUGGAGUCCAAUCAGAAUCUGUUACGAGGCCUUCUGACACAGACAGGAAGUACAACACAGACCAAUGAGGAAACAGUUGAGAGAACAGUCAGGUACCUUUCAGACAAGAUCAAGGAGGAAUCCUCACCAGAAAGGAUCAUCAACUUGUUCCACUGUCUGAAUGAACUUGGUGCCAACUCUCUAGUUGAAGACAUGCAGACCUCCCUGCAUUCAGGAACUCUUUCAGAAACAAGACUAAAACCUGACCAAUGUUCAGCCCUGGCCUACCUGUUACUGAUGUCAGAGGAGGUGCUGGAGGAGUUUGACCUGAAGACAUACAACACAUCAGAGAAAGGUUAUCAGAGGUUGCUGCCCGUAGUGAAAACCUGCAAGAGAGCACUACUGGAUCGCUGUAAACUCACAUAUAAAUCCUGUGAGACUCUGGCCUCAGCUCUGCAGACACCAAACUCCCCCCUGAGAGAACUGGACCUCAGCGACAAUGACCUGGGAGACAGAGGAGUAGAGCUGCUCUGUGUUGGACUAACCAGUCCACUAUGCAACAUACAGACACUAGUACUGGUUGACUGUAAAAUCACACAUGAAUCCUGUGAGACUCUGACCUCAGCUCUGCAGACACCAAACUCCCCCUUGAGAGAACUGAACCUCAGCAACAAUGACCUGGGAGACAGAGGAGUGGAGCUGCUCUGUGUUGGACUAACCAGUCCACUCUGCAACAUACAGACACUAGUACUGGCUGACUGUAAAAUCACAUAUGAAUCCUGUGAGACUCUGACCUCAGCUCUGCAGACACCAAACUCCCCCCUGAGAGAACUGGACCUCAGCUACAAUGACCUGGGAGACAGAGGAGUGGAGCUGCUCUGUGUUGGACUAACCAGUCCACUCUGCAACAUACAGACACUAGUGCUGUCUGGCUGUCUGGUCACAGAGGAGGGCUGUGCUGCUCUGUCUUCAGCUCUGAGGUCAAACCCCUCCCACCUGAAAGAGCUGGACCUGAGCUACAAUCACCCAGGAGACUCUGCAGGGGGACUGCUUUCAGCUGCUCUGGUGGAUCCCACAUAUAAACUGAUGAAGCUGAAUGUGGAUCAUGGUGGAGAGUGCAGGCUGAAAUCAGGGCUGAGGAAAUAUGCCUGUCAUCUCACCCUGGACCCAAAUACAGCAAACCCAAACCUGAUACUGUCUGAGGGGAACAGGAAGGUGACACGGGUGGUGGAGGACCAGCAUUAUGAAGACCAUCCAGACAGAUUGGAUCAUCCCCAAGUUCUCUGCAGAGAAGGCUUAUCUGGAGGUCGUUAUUACUGGGAGGUGGAGAGGGAUGGUGACGGGGCUUUCAUUGGUGUGGCGUACAAAGGAAUGAAGAGGAAGGGACGGGAGGAUGACCGUAGGAUUAGACACAAUAAGGAGUCCUGGUGUUUAGUCUGCUAUGAUAGUGCUUAUAACUUUUACCAUAAUGGAGUCAUCAGAUACAGUCGAUCAGAUACUUGUCCUGAUUCUGACAGAGUUGGAGUGUAUCUGGACUGGCCAGCUGGUACGUUGUCCUUCUAUAGUGUGUCCUCCUCUGGUACACUGACACACCUUCACACAGAACACACCACGUUCACUGAACCCCUCUAUCCUGGGUUUAUAAUGUACUCCUCCGACUACACCUCAUUGACCCUGUGUCAGAUAGAUGACCAACACAUUCAGAGAGACCAUGGUGGAGAGAGUUGGACCAAGCCUGGACCUGAGGACACCAGAGACCAUGGUGGAGAGAGUUGUACCAAGCCUGGACCUGAGGACACCAGAGACCAUGGUGGAGAGAGUUGUACCAAGCCUGGACCUGAGGACACCAGAGACCAUGGUGGAGAGUGUUGUAUCGAGCCUGGACCUGAGGACACCAGAGACCAUGGUGGAGAGAGUUGUAUCAAGCCUGGACCUGAGAAAUGGAUUCCUCAGAGCUGUAAGACUUGUGACCAUGUUGAGGACUCCACACACUGGCUUCAGAUUGAACCCUUGACUUCCACUGUCCAGGGAGUGACAAUGUUCAGGCACAGGACACCCAAAGGGAGUUAUGAGUGCACAGUGUCUGGGCUCCGCUGGCUGUGUGAGAGAGAUGUCAUUCUGAAGUAUCACUUCAGGAACUGGGAACCCUACAGUCAACUUCUGAAAGACAUGCAGUACACACAAGGUGGUCCAUUGCUGGACAUCACUAUGGAGUUAGGUGAACUGGAGGAAGUUCAUCUGCCACACUUUGUCUGUUUAGGGACCAACCCUUCCCUGAGGAAUGAGAUGAAGAUUCUUCAUGUAGAGGAACAUGGAGUGUCUUUAGAGGAAGUGCAUGAGGUCACCAGAUUCCAUGUUAAGAUUCUCCAUCCCAAGUUCUCAGCUAUCUCUCUGAUACUGAGAUUAUUGUCUUGGAACGUAGACGUCCACUGUGAGCUGAUGCUCUAUCUGACAGUGAUGAAGGAAACACUAAUUCCACGCCUAUACCUGUUCCCCAGUAACCCCGGCCAGAUACAGGCUGUGGAACAACAGGAAUCAAAGUUUCAAGGGUCUAAAAGGUUUCCCAUCACAAGACCAGAGCGGUCCUUCAAACUGAAUAGUUACUUCAGACUGAACAUUCCCUGUUCUACUGCCAUCAAUCCACCGAGGAUUCAUCUCAUACAAAGAGACACCACACCAAGCUUUUUCAAGGCGAUUGUGAAAAUAACAGGGAUUGACAUUGAGAUGGAGUUAUUCAGUGAUGAUGAGAGGAUAGUAUGGACAGAAAUAGUAUCACGAGAUGAAUACUAUCAGAACCAAGCAUUAACACUCUCUGGGAUUCCUGCUGAGGAGUUUCUGAAGAAACACAGGUCUGAACUCAUUCAGGGAGUCAAAAACCCAAUGCCAAUAGCAGAUGAUCUGUUGUCAAAGAGCAUGAUUGGUGAUGAAGAGUACUCCAGAAUAAAAGCUGAAACAACUGAACAGGAGCGAAUGAGAGAACUACUGAACGCAGUCCUCCCUAAAGGACCAGAAGUGAUGGGAGCUUGUCUCAAAGCUCUCAGUGAACAUGAACACCAUCUUGUUAAGUACUUGAGAGAAUCUAGCACCUAAUCUGAAGAUGCUGAGGCCUGUCUCCUAGUCUGUGGACAAAGACACUUCACCUAAUCUGAAGAUGCUGAGGCCUGUCUCCUAGUCUGUGGACAAAGACACUUCACCUAAUCUGAAGAUGCUGAGGCCUGUCUCCUAGUCUGUGGACAAAGACACUUCACCUAAUCUGAAGAUGCUGAGGCCUGUCUCCUAGUCUGUGGACAAAGACACUUCACCUAAUCUGAAGAUGCUGAGGCCUGUCUCCUAGUCUGUGGACAAAGACACCUCUUCACCUAAUCUGAAGAUGCUGAGGCCUGUCUCCUAGUCUGUGGACAAAGACACUUCUUCACCUAAUCUGAAGAUGCUGAGGCCUGUCUCCUAGUCUGUGGACAAAGACACUUCUUCACCUAAUCUGAAGAUGCUGAGGCCUGUCUCCUAGUCUGUGGACAAAGACACUUCUUCACCUAAUCUGAAGAUGCUGAGGCCUGUCUCCUAGUCUGUGGACAAAGACACUUAAAUGAUUUUAAGGGAAAUGUUUGUUUGUGCUAUUCUUUUAACAAAUGUCUGUUUUAUUCAUGUGCUGUUCUGUAAACUAAUUUGUGUGUUCAUUAAGUGGCUGACUGUAGAAAUCCUCACUAUCAGUAGCUGUAAUUUGGCAGUAAGGCCAGACGUUGGUUUGAGAACGAGAUAUCUUAGUUUCAAGGUCUCAUCUUAGAGAGAAGAAGUCUCGUGAGGUGUUGGUCUGUCAAAUGCUAUGAACCAGUAUUGGUCGGUCACAUGAAUGAAGCAAACAGUAAUGAUUCAUUAAUUAUGCUAAAUCAUGCAAAUUUAACUUGUCUGUGUAUAGCCAUAUAUAAGAAAACUGCUGGGGCUGCCCCAGGCAUAGCCCCUGAUUGACAUGUGUACUAUGGUGCAUUGAGUUGGUUGGAACCUCUCCAGCUCACUGACAAUAAAUAAUGAUUCAUUUAA
This is a messenger RNA of Oncorhynchus tshawytscha (Chinook salmon), 5755 nucleotides long. RefSeq names its product NACHT, LRR and PYD domains-containing protein 5. The transcript is spliced from 19 exons. Gene Ontology annotation, biological process: regulation of apoptotic process. Lineage: Eukaryota; Metazoa; Chordata; Actinopteri; Salmoniformes; Salmonidae. Bases 41 to 4810 code for a protein of 1589 amino acids. Gene Ontology annotation, molecular function: protein binding. The record is from RefSeq and is a predicted model, not a curated record.